Humulus lupulus (European hop) is the source of this 649-nucleotide messenger RNA. Its product is annotated as actin-related protein 8-like. Lineage: Eukaryota; Viridiplantae; Streptophyta; Magnoliopsida; Rosales; Cannabaceae. The coding region runs from base 5 to 415 and encodes 136 amino acids. The transcript is spliced from 4 exons. The record is from RefSeq and is a predicted model, not a curated record.
UUACAUGAAUGUUCCUGCUGUUUGUGCAAUUAAUCAGGCAACUUUAGCUUUGUAUGCUGCUAGAAGAACUUCAGGAAUUGUUGUAAAUAUUGGGUUUCAAGUCACAUCAGUUGUUCCAAUUUUACAUGGUAAAGUAAUGCGCAAAGUGGGUGUGGAGGUUGUGGGACUGGGAGCACUAAAACUUACCGGGUUUCUUAAGGAGUUGAUGCAGCUGAACAAUAUUAGUUUUGAAUCGCUGUACACCGUUCGCACUUUGAAAGAGAAUCUCUGUUAUGUUGCCUAUGAUUAUGAGGCUGAGCUACUCAAAGAUACACGAGCAUCAUCUGACGCAGCAGGAGAAGGUCAGUUCACUCUUUCAAAAGAGCGGUUUCAAACAGGAGAAAUCUUAUUCCAGCCACGAAUGGCAGGAGUGUAAGUUCUGGAACUUAUAAUAUUUAUUGCUUCACGAGCACUGUCAGGAAAGUUCCAACUGUGUGGAUGCAUGUGAGUGUGUGUGUGUGCUGCAAGGAUAUUAAAACUUCUACCAUAUAAUUCAUCGAAAAAGAUGUCUAGAAAUGCUUUAUGUCUUGAUUCUAGGCGUUAAAAAUGUGACGAGAAUACAGUUCUUCUAAGAGAAUAUAAUUGAGACUUCAUGAAAGUAUAGUGUUUA